AAUCUUAAUGAAUUAAUUAAUUAUUUAAAACAAAUGACAAAAUUCCAGAUAAAAACAUUAAGACAUAUUUUUAUGACACGUUUAUACGGAUAUUCACAUUUUGCAAGUUAUCUUAGUAUAUUUCACCAUCAACAAGAUGAUACAAAUAAAUCAGAUGAAGAUAUUGAAAAAAUAGUAUAUGAAGGUACAAUGGCAAAACAAGAAGCGGAAACAAAAUUGGAAAAUCACAAUUAUUUAAAUGAUUUAAAUGAACGAAUCAAUAAUUUACAGAAAGACAAUGAUGAAUUAACGAGUAAACUUAAAGUGGCUCAAAUACAAUUAGAAGACAAUGAAUAUAAAAUUGGAAUUCUUGAAACAGAAAUAAAUUUGUUACAGGAACAAAGAAAUUUUAAUAAUGUUAGGAUAGGUGACGUCACGGAUGUUGAAUGGCGUGAUGAUGACGAAAAUAAUUCUACGCAACUAGUGAAGGACAUUAAAAAACUUAAUAGAGCCUUGAAUAAAAUUACUGAAGUUAAACGUAAUGUUAAAGAGAUUAAAAAAGAAACUGUAACAGAAUUAUUUUCAUCUCUUGGAUGUAAUACUACUAUAAAAGAUAAGCAAAUGAAAUUAGUUUUAGUUGCAGCUUUACAACAAAAACUAAUUAGAUGUAUUAUAGAUAAUGCAAAAUAUUAUUUUGAACAUGCUAAUACCGGUAUUUCACAAGUUCAAAAUAUAAGUGUAGAUAAUUUAGAGGCUGCUAUUCUAUUCAAAACAGAAGAUUUAAUUAAACUGACAACUCGUUUCGAAGAUACUUACUCGGUAACUGGUGAAAAUUCUCGAACAUUACCAACUACA
This is a messenger RNA of Rhizophagus irregularis DAOM 181602=DAOM 197198, 834 nucleotides long. RefSeq lists its product as uncharacterized. The record is from RefSeq and is a predicted model, not a curated record. NCBI's taxonomy places the organism in Eukaryota, Fungi, Glomeromycota, Glomeromycetes, Glomerales, Glomeraceae.